CUUUACAUCCUAUAAACCCAUUUGCCCACAAUUCUGUAAUCUCUGGUUUUGAAUCCAGAGCAUUUAGAAAUGGAUAAAGAUCGAGCAUUGGAGGUUAAAAGUGGUAGAAGAGCUCCUCGUCCUGGAAGCUUAACCAGAAGAAGAUCAAGUCAGCGUUUGGAACCCAAUUUUGAGCCUAAAACUGAAUGGCUUGACACAGCUGAAGCCCACGUCCUGGUGCUAGAACUCCCAGGUUUUAAAAAGCAAGGUGUAAAAAUGCAACUUGAUGGUGAGGAAAAUAUCAAAAUCAGUGGAGAACGCAUUAUUGAGUAUCAAGUGAAUGUAGGAGGGAUGCAGAACCCUAAGAGAAGGAUUGUUUCUAGGUUUGAAAAGCUUUUUCAAAUUCCUAUGAAUGUUGAUAUUGAAAACUUUACUUCUACAACUGAAAAUGAGAAGAUGUACAUUAUAUUCAAUAAAUUAAAAGCAUCCCUUGAAGUCAAAUCUACUGACAUCUUAGAUCAAGAGAGCAAGAGUGUCCCACAAGUUGGUGAAAGCAGUGAAAAACUUAUAGCAGAACCGAGUGAUAAAAAGGAUGACCAAGCAUCAAGCAAUAAACUAGACCAAAGUCUAAAAGAUGAGGAUGCCAAAACUCCAAAUGUUGCAAAGUCUAGUGCAGCUCAAGAUGGAAAAGCAUCAAACAAUAAACAAGAUCAAAGUCCAAAGGAUGAGAUCACAGCUCCAGAAGUUGCAAAUUCUAGUGUGACUCAGGAUGACAAAGCAUCAAGAAAUAAACAAGAUCAAAGUCUAAGAGAUGAGAAGCUUGGAACUCUAGGAGGUGCAAAGUCUACCACAACUCAGGAUGACAAAGCGUCGAGUAAUAAACUAGAUCAAAUUCCAAGAGAUGAGAAGGUUGAAACUCUAGGAGGUGCAAAGUCUACGAUGGCUCAAGAUGACAAGGAAUUAAGCAAUAAACCACGUCAAAGUCGAAGAGAUGAAGCCAAAUUUGAGCCUAAGAGUGAAUGGCUUGACUCAGACAAAGCCCACAUCCUAGUGCUUGAUCUCCCAGGUUUUAAAGAGGAAGGUGUAAAAUGGAAACUUGACGAUGGGGAAAAUAUCAAAAUCAGUGGAGAAUGCCUUAUUGAGGAUCAAGUGUAUGAAGGAGAGAUGCAACACCAUAGGAGAAGGAUUGAUUCUAGAUUUGAAAAGAUUUUUCAUAUUCCUAUGAAUGUUGAUAUUGCAGGCAUUACUUCUCGAUUUGAAAAUGAGAAGAUGUACAUCACAUUCUAUAAAUUGAAAGCACCCCCUGAAGUCAAAUCUAAUGAUAACUUAGAUCAAGAGAGAAAGAGUAUCCCACAGGUUGGUGAAUGCAAUGCAAAAUUUAUAGAAACGCCAAGUGAGAAAAAUGAUGACAAGGCAUCAAGCAAUAAAGUAGACCAAAGUCUAAAAGAUGAGAAUGUUACAACUCCAAAUGUUACAAAGUCUAGUGCAACUCAAGACGAAAAAGCAUCAAACAAUAAAGUAGAUCAAAGUCCAAGGGAUGAGAAGGUUGAAGCUCCAGAAGUUGUAUAUUCUAGUGCAACACUAGAUGCCAGAGCAUCAAGCAAUAAACAAGAUAAAAGUUCAAGAGAUGAAAAGAUUGAAACUCCAGGAGGUGCAAAGUCUACCACAACUCGGGAUGACAAGACAUCAAGCAAUAAACCAGACCAAAUUCUAAAAGAUGAGAAUGUUGAAAGUCCAAAUGUAGCAAAUUCUAAUGCAACUCAAGAUGAAAAAGCAUCAAACAAUAAACUAGAUCAAAGUCCAAAGAAUGAGAAGGUUACAACUCUAGAAUUUGCAAAUUCUAGUGUAACUCAGGAUGACAAAGUAUCAAGGAAUGAACAAGAUCAAAGUCCAAGAGAUGAGAAGCUUGAAACUCCAAGAGGUGCAAAGUUUACCACAACUAAGGAUGACAAAGUGUCAACUAAUAAACUAGAUCAAACUCCAACAGGUGCAAAGACUACCACAACUAAGGAUGACAAAGCAUCAAGUAAUAAACUGGGUCAAACUCCAAGAGAUGAGAAGGUUGAAACUACAGGAGAUGCAAAGUCUAGUAUGGCUCAAGAUGACAAGGAAUUAAGCAAAAAGCCACAUCAAAGUCCAAAAGAUGAAAUAGUUGGAGCUACAAAAGUUGCAAAUUCUAGUGCAACUUUAGAUGACAAAGCGUCAAAUAAUAAACAGGGUCAAAUUCCAAGAGAUGAGAAGCUUGAAACUCCAAGAGAUGCAAAGUCAACCACAACUCGGGAUAACAAAGCAUCAAGUAAUAAACUGGAUCAAAGUCCAAGAGAUGAGAAGGUUGAAGCUUUGGGAGGUGCAAAGUCUACAACAAAUCAGAAUGAUAAGGAAUUAAGCAGUAAACCACAUCAAAGUCCAAGAGACGAGAUGAUUGAGACUAAAGAUGUUGCAAAGUCUAGUGAAGCUCAAGAUGAAAAGGUGCCAAAUAAUAAACCAAAUCAAAGUCUGAGAGAUGAGAAUGUUCAAACUCUAGAAGCUACAAAUUUUAUUACAACUCAACUAGAUGAUGAGAAGGUUCGAACUCCAGAAGUUGUAAGUUCUAGCACAACUCAAGAAGCAAUACAAGAAAAGACACAAUUGAAAGCCUCCAAUAAGCUAGAAGAGUUAGAAGAGAAACUAGUUGAUUCAAAUACCCUCCCAAAUCAAUUUGAAUUAUUGGGUUAUAAGGAAGAAGAAGUUGAGAUGAAGGUUGGUGAUCAACAGGAACAAAUAUUGGUUGAAAAUCCAAAAGUUGAGAGUUACCCUCCCAAUGGAGAUAAAAAACAAGAAGAAAAAGUAUCAAGUCCAAAGGCCAAGAAAGAAGGUGAUAGUGUUGAUUUCUCACAAAUGAAAGAUGAUAAACAUGAGAAAGAGAAGAAAACAAUUUUGAAAGCUUGUACACAGUUCAUUUCAUCUAGACGUGAGCAAAUUGCAGUUGGCAUUGCUGCUUUCUCUCUUGUCUUGUAUAUCACCUCUAAAUUAAAAUAAUCAAAAGAUGAGAUGGUAAGGUAAAUUGUACAAUCCUUAGAAGGCAUGUUUCUCAAUCAUACCUAGAACCUAGUUCCUUAGGAAGUAUGAAUUCCUCCAAUUCAUGCUUAUUCAUGACAUAUGUAAUAAAAAUGUGUACUACAUAUCCCAUGAUUUAUAUGUAAUUCUAUGCAUUACUUGAAUAAUAUAUUUUUAAUUACAAA
Molecule: messenger RNA, 3200 nt
Organism: Cryptomeria japonica (Japanese cedar)
Lineage: Eukaryota; Viridiplantae; Streptophyta; Pinopsida; Cupressales; Cupressaceae
Exons: 3
Coding region: 70-2997 (975 amino acids)
Biological process (GO): response to salt stress; protein complex oligomerization; response to hydrogen peroxide
Source: RefSeq, a predicted model, not a curated record